AUGGCAACGGAAGCGCCUUACUUCUACACAGUGGAAGAUGUUUUGGUCACCUCUUGCCCUCUCUACGUUCAUCCCAACGAGAAUCCAUCGAUUGUACUCGUCUCGCCACCGUUGUCUGAGAGCAACUAUCACAGUUGGUCUAGAUCGAUGCGAAUGAGUUUGUUGACCAAGAACAAGCUUGUGUUGGUGGAUGGUUCACUACCAGAACCUGCAGAGGAUCAUCCGAUUCAUCCUUUCUGGCAGCGGUGUAACACGAUGGUUCUUGGAUGGUUGAUUAGGUCUAUGAACACUGAAAUCGCGCAAUCGAUCAUGUGGCGUGAAAGAGCGAUCGAUGUUUGGAAGGAAUUGAAGGAACGCUUUUCUCAAGUGGAUCUUUUCCGAAUCUCAGAGCUUCAGGAAGAAAUUUACAGUUUGAAGCAAGGAGAUCUAUCGGUGACGAAGUACUUCACUGCGAUGAAGAUCUUGAUUGAUGAAUUGGAGGUUCUCAAGUCUCUACCUUCUUGCACCUGUGAAGCUCUGACUAAGAUCAAGGAGGAUCGCAACUCAGAUCAUGUGAUUCAUUUUCUUCGAGGACUCAACGAGCAAUUCUCAGGCGUAAGAUCUCAAAUCAUGCUCAUGGAUCUUCUUCCCAGUAUCAAUCUCGUUUUCCAGUUAGUGGCUCAGCAAGAAAGGCAAUUUUCUGUAGAACAUGUUCUAAAGGUUUUGAUGGCAAACGCGAAUGGAAGUUCUGAUUCUCAGAAAUCUCAUGGCAAUGGAGGUAAAUCCGCCAAUUAUCACUCUGGAAGCACUUCUGGUGCUUAUCGUUCAGGAAGCACUUCUGGUGCUAGUGGUGGCCGCAAUCCACAUGGAGAAUCAAGUUCCACCUACAAUGGAUACCGUAAUCAAGGACGCAAAGUUUGCUCUUAUUGUGGUAGAAAUGGCCACACUGUGGAUGUUUGCUACAAGAAGCAUGGAUAUCCACAGAGUUUCAAGUCCAAGAAUUCAAGCUCUCAAGGUCAUCAGAAGCAUGUCAACAUGACCAUGGGAACUGACUCAGGAGCUAGCACAGAAGAUGAUGAUGCUGGUUUAAUUCAUGGAGACACUAUGUUCAGCCUCACCGAGGCACAAUACAAUAGUCUGAUUUCUCUUAUGCCUGGCCAAGAUCAAGAACCUCAACGCACUGCUAAGGUCAAUUUUGCUCCCACAACCAAGACUUUUGUGGUUGCUUAA
Molecule: messenger RNA, 1209 nt
Organism: Lotus japonicus
Lineage: Eukaryota; Viridiplantae; Streptophyta; Magnoliopsida; Fabales; Fabaceae
Exons: 1
Coding region: 1-1209 (402 amino acids)
Source: RefSeq, a predicted model, not a curated record